Messenger RNA from Malania oleifera, 834 nucleotides. RefSeq lists its product as uncharacterized. Bases 1 to 834 code for a protein of 277 amino acids. The record is from RefSeq and is a predicted model, not a curated record. The transcript has a single exon. Lineage: Eukaryota; Viridiplantae; Streptophyta; Magnoliopsida; Santalales; Ximeniaceae.
AUGGAGUGUGUCUCGACUGCUUCCUUCUCUGUAUCACUGAAUGGAAGGCUGAAUGGAUUUUUCAAAGGGAGGAAGGGGCUUAGACAGGGUGAUCUUUUGUCACCCCUGCUUUUUUUUAUUUUUGUGGAGUACUUGUCAAGGCUACUCAAAUCAUUGGAGGGUAAAUUUAGAUUUAAAUUUCAUCCCAAAUGUGAUGAACUGAAGAUUACACACUUGGCCUUUGCCGAUGAUCUCAUGUUGUUCUCUAAGGGAGAUGCUGUCUCAGUAAACGACCUAAUGGAUUGCUUGAAGGAAUUCUCUCAGUGCUCUGGUCUCUCAGCAAAUUGUUUGAAAUCAAACUUGUAUCAGGCUGGUAUGAAGCCACGAGACUUGGAGAUUAUUUUAAAUCAAACAGGAUUCAAAAAGGGUAAAUUUCCUUUCAGAUACCUGGGAGUUCCACUGCUGUCAUCUAAAUUGAAUGCUGCCCACUACAGGCCUUUGAUUGAUAGAAUUGCUGGGUUGUUUAAAGGGUGGCCUGGGCAUACUCUAACUUAUGCUGGUAGAUUAGAAGUAAUUAAUUCAAUUAUCCAAGGGAUAGAAUGUUUUUGGCUUGCUAUUUUUCCAAUUCCACGGAAUGUUCUAAACCAAGUAAUCAAGCUAUGCCAAGUAUUCCAAUGGGGUGGUAAGAGGAAGGCCUUGGUUGCUUGGAGGGAAAUCUACAAGCCAAAACAAGAAGGUGGCUUGGGAGUGGUUGACCUCAAGACAUGGAACAGAGCACUGUUGACUAAAGCGUUGUGGAAUGUUCAAGCUAAAAAGGAUAGCUAUGGACGAAAUGGAUCCAUCAGUUCUACUUGA